CGUCUGUCCGCAGUGUGGGUUUUUGAAUCCCGAUGGAACACAACAUGGGAGUUAACACCUUCUGCGUGCCACACUGGUCUGGCCCCGCGUGGAAGCCGUCAGACACCCCUUCUGCCGGCGUUGACAAAAGAACCAGUUCACUACGCGUACGUUACCUCAGUUUAAAACAUUAAACAGACCCGAUAAGUUAGUUUGUCCAAUGGUCACACACGCCGUGUUCUAUAACUCUGUUUCACACAUCAGCAACGGGUUACGCCCCCUGUUUUUAUUUCUAAUCGGUAAAAUCACAGACGGAUUUCUUUGCUGCCAACAUUCUGUGAGUUGCAAAUAUUUCACUCAAUAAUUUGGAAGUAUUGCAUGAACGCGGAUUUAACCCCCCAAAAAAUGUAAAGAAAUUAUAGAUCUCUGGACGUGAAGAACAUGGGAAACUAACGGACUCACCGGACUGUAAGUAGUUCGUUGUUCUUUUGUUGUUCUUUUGUAUUUUGAUUAAUUAUAUUUAAGGAGAAAAAUUCAAGGAUAAUAUCAGGGCUCGCAUGCUGCGGGAACGGACGGGAACUUCGUUCCUGUCCUUAAAAAUUAAAACAAAAAAUAAUUCAUGAGUGUUUGGGAAUCUUGGGGUGUGUUCCCCCCACCCCCCCCCCCCCAACCAGGAUCUGCGUCCCUUUGUUCUAACUCCAAUGUUGAUAACCUGGAACUUCGUUCCUGUCCUUAAAAAUUAAAACAAAAAAUAAUUCAUGAGGGUUUGGGAAUCUUGGGGGGUGUUCCCCCCCCCCCCCCCCCCCCACCAGGAUCUGCGUCCCUUUGUUCUAACUCCAAUGUUGAUAACCGAGAGGAGAAUGGCGUAACUACACUAGGCGUACCAAAACCCGACACGUGCAAUGGGCACCUUUGAAGAGGAGCGCAAAAUCGGCAAUCCGAACUAAUAACUUGAUACUUUAAAAAAAAAGUUUUUGCUUAUAAGUGAGUUUACCUGCAUGCUAAAGCGUAACACACUAUUCUGCGCACUCUGCCGUCAUUGUACACUAUACGGUAACGGUAAGGCUACAUUAUAUCAUAAUAGGUUUCUCAAAUAGGGCUGCAAUUUCAGUUCUUUCCAUUAUUUGAAGGUACGCCAUUGGUAACAAUAAGUGUCAAAAUGUCCCACGCCUUUGGUAACGAUUAGUGUCAAAAUAUCUCAUUCUUUUGGUAACAAUUAGUGUCAAAAUGUCCGAUGUCUCUGGUAACAAUUAGUGCCAAAAUGUCCGAUGUCUCUGGUAACUAUUAGUGCCAAAAUGUCCGAUGUCUCUGGUAACAAUUAGUGCCAAAAUGUCCGAUGUCUCUGGUAACAAUUAGUGCCAAAAUGUCCGAUGUCUCUGGUAACUAUUAGUGCCAAAAUGUCCGAUGUCUCUGGUAACUAUUAGUGCCAAAAUGCCGGUUUGGCCUGUAAUUUAAAAGUUUAUGAUAAACUCUGCCAAAUGUCAAGUGUCCAACUCCAAAUGUACCAUUUCAUUAUGGUUGAUGGCAGCACUCUCUGGGUGUCCAAUCUACGAGGAGUGUAGGCGACCAACAACACCGACCAUGACCUUGUCUUCAAAAUAUAUAUAUAUUUUAAAACACCCUCAUAUUUAACUUGACUUCAGUGGUGACUAUUUGUUUGAUUGUCGCGGCUGUUCGUCUUUGAACCCUUAAUGUGUCUCGGAUGUUCCGAACAUCCUUAGCUCUAAAAUUGUUUUUUUUUUAAGAUGAGUAUGGUAGUGCGUUGUGACGUAAUACGAUUUGACUACAUGCUAUUGUUUCUUUCUUUAAAUUUCGUGAUUAUUUAAAUUGUAAAUAAAAAAAUAAUAAUUUAUAAUAAAAAAAACAACAACACAACUCAUAGAAAAAUGCGUGCAAAAGACCGGCAUCAGAACAAACGAAGAGGUUAUGAAUUCUACCAGAGUAUAGAGUUUAAAUGCAAACUUGAAGAAAACGUAUGUCUACCGAGGAAAACAUGCCGUAUUUUUGCAAAUAAUAGUAUGUAGCAUCCAGUAACCUCACAGAAACCAUAUAUAACCUUAUUAUAACCAGGUAGUCAAACCAUGGCAAUCACUUUAAUAUAACCAGGUUGUCAAACUAUAGGAAUCACUUCGAAGAUUUUAAAUUAAUAAACUUUCAAAUUUCAGAAUGUCAAGAAAUAAUUUAAAAUACAAUGAACUGUGUUCGUCAUAAAACCUGGCCAAGUCAAUGCCUAAUUGCCAAGUAUGAAGUCUAAAACUCGAAGUAUAAAAAUCUAAUAGUUAAACAGGCUUAAUAGUACGAACUUCAUUAAUCCAAGUAUAAAAUAAAAAAAAUAAAAAUAUUAAUGUCUAAAUUCCUAGUUAGCAGUGGCGUAGCUAGGGGGUGCGGACUGGGUGACACCAUCAGUGGGGGUGACAAAUUGAAAAAUUGGAUAGUUACAGUGCACACACUGUUCGGUCUAACCAAAUUUCAUAAAAGAAUAACCGAUCACUCGCAAAUUUUUAACACAUGUAACCAAUCCAAAUGCGUGCUUUAUUAAUUAAAAGUUCAAUGUUGAUGCGUCAGAAAUUAGGUGAACUUAUAAUUAAGGAAGAAAAAUUCUGAAAAAUACAGUGGAACCUCUCAUAAAGAGUUGAAUUCGUUCCAGAUUCUUACUCGUUAAGCGAAACACUCGUUAAACGAAACAAUUUUCCCCAUACAAAUCAAUGUAAAAUACGAUAAUGCGUUCCAUGCUGAAAAAAUAAUAAUUUUUCAAAAAAUUUUAUGAACAUUUAUUCAAAUAAAAUUACUUAUGAAUUGUAAAGGAAUGUAACAACUUGGAUACACUUUAGAUAUGAAACAAAAAAAGUAAAUAAAAAUAUGAAUUUAUAACAAAUAAUUAAUCCUUUUUAACUAGAAAACUGUCUAAAGACAUUUGCUUUUGCCGACGCUUCAAAAUUUGACGAAAAUGUGUCACAGCAUUAGCAUUGAAUACAUUUGUAGCACGAAUAGCCACGCCCACACCUUGUUCUCGCUUUUCAAGGAUUUUACGUUUCAUUUCAACAGUUAUUUUUUCUCUUUUAUGAUUUUCUUCUUGUGUUUUUUUUUUUCGAAGACAUUUUAGCAUAGGCUAUUACACUUUGCACAUUACAAAAAUUUCGAAUACCGUCUGAAUACAAAAUUUGUAAAAACUGGUGAUCACACACGAAAACAAUACGCUAACAGACCAAAUGCUAAGCACAGAAAAAUGCAAUGGUUCUCAACCUUCCUAGUGCCGUGACCCUUUAAUACAGUUUCUCGUGUCUUGGCGACCCCCCCCCCCCACCAACCUAAUUAUAUUCUUUGCUACAUCAUAGCUGUAAGAAUAUGUGUUUUCAGAUAGUCUAAGGCGACCCCUGGGAAAGGGCCGCGCUACCCCCAAAGGGGUCACGACCCACAGAUUGAGAUCCGCUGGACUAAUGCAUCGGCGCGGAAAUCCCGGCUCACAAAUGAAUGUCAGGAAAAAGGGACUUCCCCUUUCUGCGUAACUCGUCAUGCGAAAUAUCGCUCGUUAAGGGAGCAACUUCUUCAAAUUUUAUUUUGCUCGUUAUGAGAGGUGCUCGUUAUGAGAGGUUCCACUGUAAAGCUUUCCAUUGAUAACGAAUACAAUGUGGUCGGGCGAUUCUAAGUACCAAAAUCUAAUCAUAAAAAAUAAAACAUAAAAAACAUAAAAAAUGACUUUUUGCUCAUUUAUAGGGUUAACAAAAUAAUACUUUACAACAUUUUCAAAUAUCUUUUAAUAAUUCAUUUAACUGUUAAAAAAAAAAAAGUAAAUUUUAUGUAAAAAUAACUAUAACCUACAAUUCUUCCAUACCUCCUGAAGUUCAAUUAAUUUGCUUUUCUUCUUGUCAUUGUUAUACUGUGGACUUAUAUGAACAGGAAGAAAUCAAUCGUGGAAGUCGGGAGUGGGGCAGGCAGUGUUUCUUUCAGAAAUUUUCCCGGGGGGGGGGGGGCCUUUAAAUUUUGUGGGGGGGGGGGGCGCUGCAAAUUUUUCGGGGGGGGGGGGUGGGCUGUGCCAGCAGUUCCAGUUGAUUUAUUGUUGGACACAUUUUUGCCCCGGAGAUAUAGCUGAAAGAAACCCUGGGUGGUGGGUGGUGGUGACGCCAUGAGUGUACUGCACCGGGUGACACCAACCCUAGCUACGCCCCUGCUAGUCAGUACUAAUAUCUAAAUGCCAGUCAUUAUUAUUCAAGUCUUAAUUUCAAGGCAGGCCAAAGCCCUACAUAUGCUGCGGAGCCACAGUGGCACUGGUAUUAUCUAUUUCAAGUAGUAAAGUUUAAACCCUAAGCAGCCAAGUCAACAUUUCAAGUACUAAGGUCUAAAUUUUAAAUAAAAAACAUAUACAGUUCAGGCGCUCGUGUCUGAGCCUAAUACGUCUUAAAUGUGUAACGUAAGCACUGGUGGAUUACCCAAGAGACAGAGACACGAAAACAGGCACUUGAGACACAGGUAAUAAAAAAAAAAGUUCAACCCACUCGCAGUGGCUAGGAUUGUCUUACCCCUUGAAACAUACCUGGCACAGCUUGACUUAUUACCUGGUACAGCUUGACUUAUCUGGUUAUCUGUGGACCUACAGCACUGCACGUACCUGGUACAGCUGGACUUAUCGGUGGACCUACAGCACUGCACAUACCUGGUACAGUUUGACUUAUCGGUGGACCUACAGCACUGCACAUACCUGGUACAGCUGGACUUAUCGGUGGACCUACAACAAGACUCACGUAUGGAACAUCUUGAUUUAUCUGUGUACCGUAACUAAGUCAACAUGACACAGACCUGGUACAUCUUGACUUAUAUGUGUCCUUACAACAUUAUUAUCAUCACUAUUAUUAUUAUUAUUGGGGUCUUAUAUAGCGUGGUACCCCAGCCUAGGGCUGUACAUAAAAAUAUUAGCCAACAUGACCAUGGCAUUAAAAAAUAACAUACAUUUAUGUAAUGAUAAAAAUGGAUCUAUAACAAUACCAACGAAACAAAAACAAAUGGAUUUUGAACCCACCCACCCCAGAACUUUGACAUGUCAAGCCAUGGGCGGCACCCAGCAGCAGCGUUUAUCGGCCAUUGAGGGGAUUCAGUAGAGACAGUGGAGUUUACAGACAAGACAAACACGGUACAGCUUGACUUAUCUGCGUACCUACAACAUGACAAACCUGUCACAGCUUGACUUAUCUGCGUACUUACAACAUGACAAACCUGGCACAGCUUGACUUAUCUGCGUACCUACAACAUGACAAACCCGGCACAGCUUGACUUAUCUGCGUACCUACAACAUGACAAACCUGGCACAGCUUGACUUAAAUGUGUACCGUACCUGCAACAUGACAACCCUGACACAGCUUGACUUGUGUGUGUACCGUACCCACAACAUGACAGCCCUGGCACAGAUUGACUUGUGUGUGUACCGUACCCACAACAUGACAACCCUGGCACAGCUUGACUUAUGUGUGUACCGUACCCACAUCAUGACAAUCCUGGCACAGCUUGACAUGUGUGUGUACCGGACCCACAACAUGACACCCUGGUACAGCUUGACUUAUGUGUGUACCGUAUCCACAACAUGACAACCCUGGUACAGCUUGACAUGUGUGUGUACCGUACCCACAACAUGACAACCCUGGUACAGCUUGACAUGUGUGUGUACCGUACCCACAACAUGACAACCCUGGUACAGCUUGACCUGUGUGUGUACCGUACCGACAACAUGACAUAAACUAUCCAAGAAAUGUGGCGAAAAGUGUCAUAUUAUGCCCUGACCAAGAGUUUAAAGACCAUUGCUGUUGCCGUAGUGACCGUCGCUGUUGUCGUAGCUAGGUGCGGAGGUGCGGGGGUUGAUGCCUCGCUCAAGAUUUCCCCCCUUUUUAAACACUUCAAACUUGAGAUUUUGCUAGACAUUAGAUUUGUGGAGUGCUACCGUUGACGUGAAGGGACCCAAUGGGUUGGCGUGGUGAAGUCGCGGGUAUGGUGAAGGUGAAGUCGUUGGCGCGGUAUAAUCAUUAGAAAUGUCUGUUCUUUAUAAAGCAAAAUUCUAGAAAUUAUUGCUAUGGGAAACAACUCUGUCGUGGGUGAGGGACAAUGUUCCCUUUAAGCUGUUUUGAGUACCGCGCAGCAGUUUUGAGCACCGCGUAGCAGUUUUGAGCACCGCGCAGCAGUUUUAAGUACCGCGCAGCAGUUUUGAGUACCGCGCAGCAGUUUUGAGUACCGCGCAGCUAAUUUCCACUUAAGUGUGUGUUUGUGACUUAAGGCUGUAAAAUUUGCGCGGAAAAAAAAAUUGAUGCUGUAAAAAUUUGCACACAAAUUUAUGAUUUUGCACACGAACCAACAACCUUAGAGGGAACAUUGGUGAGGGUCGGGGUAUUUGGUCCGCAUAACCCCACAUUCAAGGUCUAACUUAGCAUUUAGAAAUGGGUCGUUAAAGUUAAAACAUUAUAACAGUAAAAUAAUAAUAAUAAUAACACCAGUCUUAACCAGCUGAUUUAUAUUUAUAUAGCAUUUUAACGACGAUAAACACUUUUGUAAAGAUCUGUAAAUAUGCAAUGUUUAAAAAAAAAAUCUACAGGGGUCCUUAAAACAUGAAUGGCCUUGACCCCUGGAAUGCCUUUCUUGGAACUUUCUUACUUAAGUUUCGGCUAAAUCCCGUAUUAAAUGAAACAUGAAUUAAAAUAUAGACGUUCAUUUAAUUAUACCGGUACAUUCUUUAUUGCACACCAAAAUGUCUCUGCAGUUUGAGAAACAGACAAACUGUACGUCGAUCAAGGUAGAAUAGCAGGGGCGUCAUUUCAGGUUUUUUCAGAUGGGGGGGGGGGACGACAAAACCAAAACUUGGUCGCCUUGUUAAGUUGUUUUAUGACUGGGGGCGCCACAUUACAUAGUAAUUUAAAUAAAACCUGCAAAUUGAAAAAAGGGGGGGGGGUUAUGCCCUACCCAAAAGAUGUCCCUGUAGAGUAGGGAUCUGCGAAGUAGGAACCUCUGUGUCUUAGACAGCCUCAAGCAGUCGAAGUAGUCGAUAAACUGAAGUGGCGUACGGUGCCGUUGCACCUCAAGCCCCAGUCGGUAAAGGUGCAUGCGCACUGACUGAUUGGACCAACAGGAGCCAGUGAUAUGUGAUAGCAGUCUGGAAUUUACUCUGACUUCGACACAAUUCAUCUGAAUCAGAGAAAACCUCUCUGUCUCUGAGACAAUCUCUCUCAUUCUUAGACAUUUUAUUUUUGUAAUUUUUACAUUAAUUUUAAAAAAAAUAUAUCAUUUAUUCAUUUUUUAAAUGUGGGGUAGGGGGAAUUAUAUCUCAGAUCUGACUCCGUGAAAACACCUCUGUCUCUGAUACAAUCUCUCUGACUCCGUGAAAACAUCUCUGUCUCUGAGACAAUCUCUCUGACUCCUUGAAAACAUCUCUGUCUCUGAGACAAUCUCUCUGUAUUUUUUUUUUAAAUUCCGAGACACUAUCUCCUACUCUGUUGACAUUUCUCUCUUACUCUGUUGAUAACUCCCUCUCCUACUCUGUUGAUAUUACUCUCCUACUCUGUUGAUAUUUCUCGAAAUUUCAUGGCGACGAGAAUAUUGUGUCAGGAAACACAUUGCUCGUGAUGUCAUGACGACACUUGUUUUCACUUGUCCUCUUGGAAGGCUCUUAGCCGAAACUUUCUUCUAUUAUUGUCCUCACUUUAUAUUUCAAGCUUCCACACAGCUCACACAGCUUGAAGGCAGUCCUUCAUUUAGUGCCAGGAGAAAUACCGCGUGCUCCCCGUCGUCCUGAGCAAAGGACGGAGGCGUGCCCUGAUCGGGUGCUUUACACACCAGAACACAUAUUCUAUUUUAAACGUUUGGGAAUAGUUUUUGUUGAUUGUCGUGUAUACUGCUCAAACAAAUCUACUCCUGUGUGAUUGCUGCUCUUAGUAAUUUUUUUUUUUUUUAAUUCAGAUUUUAGAAUAAAGAAAAUUCUUACUUUCAAGUACUUUCUUAUAAGCUUUAUAUUAGUCCACUGGUCAUGGGCGCCCGCAAAAAAUGGGGGGGCAAAAAAAUCGAUUAACUUUCGGGGGGGGGGGGGAAUUUUUUAGUAAUUUUUUAAAAAUCAAAAUUAAAUGACAUCGCAUAAACAUACCACUUGCUUGCGACAGGACAUCAGCUUAGUUACUUUCUCUUUAUUUUCUCUUUACUUUAAUAAUUUUUUUGUCUAUUUUUGUCUAAAAUUUUUUUAUCCAAUCAAUCCAGGGGGGGGGGCAAGUGCCCCCCUUGCCCCUACCUGAGGGCGCCCAUACCACUGGUCCCUUUUUCAUAUCAGACUUUUAUAUAUAUAUACAUAAUACAGAUUAAAAAGUAAAUGCAGCUCAUGGACUCCUGACAUAUUUUCAGGGACUUCUAAGGUGUCCGUGGACAACAGGUUAAGAAUCCUUGAUUUACUUACAUAGAUAAGUCAUUGCCAUUUCAUUUGAGAAUCACUGCCCUACUCAAUGGAAUCUGUGGUGCUGCCAAAAAUUAACUCCAGGCUCCACAUUGUACGACUAUGUUUAACCCAGAGUGACAGAUGGCCAGGACACAACAUGACGACCCACUCAAAACAAGAAAUACUGGUGUAGCAAUGAGCGCAGGCCAAGAGAUGAUAACACAAGGCCGAUAACCCUUGUUGUGGACCACUGUUGGUGAGUUUAUGAUAUCGGUGAGCACAAGCUGACCCAUUAACUCCAGGGAGAUAUGGUGGGUCUAAUGCAUGCUCAUUAACCCCAGGGAGAUAUGGUGGGUCUGAUGCAUGCUCAUUAACUCCAGGGAGAUAUGGUGGGUCUAAUACAUGCUCAUUAACUCUAGGGAGAUAUGGUGGGUCUAAUGCAUGCUCAUUAACCCCAGGGAGAUAUGGUGGGUCUAAUGCAUGCCCAUUAACUCCAGGGAGAUAUAAUAGGAAUAUUACAGACUCAAUAAUUUCAGUGCACUGUCCUACUUGGCACUGUCCUACUUGGCACUGUCAUACUUGGCACUGUCAUACUUGGCACUGUCCUACUAAGCACUGUCCUACUUGGCACUGUCCUACUUGGCACUUCCCUUCUUGGCACUGUCCUACUUGGCACUGUUCUUCUUGGCACUUUCCUACUUGGUACUGUCCUACUUGGCACUGUCCUACUUGGCACUGUCCUACUUGGCAAAUCUCCGCUAAAAAAAUAUUCUCCCUUAGUCAACGAUCUUCAAAAUACAAUUUUUUAUGUGAACAUAUUCUUUGAUCUUUUGAUCUACCAUUACAUCUACUGGUCCAUAGAAGCCCUUUCUUAUAUAUAUCCAUAUAAUGUGCCUUCCACUCACAUAAAUCUUUUGUAUACACCUCAAUUGUUCCUCCUAAUCCCGUAUUGAAUCCGCCUCCUUGAGUUACCACCAGUUCACAGACGGAAUAGUUGGUGGUUUGUUUUUUAAAUGAUAAAAUCAAUAAAAGGAAAUACAACGUUAAGUUCAAAUCAAAUAUCCGUUUUCUGGGUGUCAGACCUACUUGACUUUGUCACGACGACAGAUUUACUGGACUUUGUCACGACGACAGAUAUACUUGACUUUGUCACGACGACAGAUUUACUGGACUCUUUCACAACGACAGAUUUACUUGACUUUGUCACGACGACAGAUUUACUUGACUUUGUCACGACGACAGAUUUACUUGACUUUGUCACGAAGACAGAUUUACUUGACUUUGUCACGACGACAGAUUUACUUGACUUUUUCACGACGACAGAUUUACUUGACUUUGUCACGACGACAGAUAUACUUGACUUUGUCACGACGACAGAUUUACUUGACUUUGUCACGACGACAGAUUUACUUGACUUUGUCACGACGACAGAUUUACUUGACUUUGUCACGACGACAGAUAUACUUGACAUUGUCACGACGACAGAUUUACUUGACUUUUUCACGACGACAGAUUUACUUGACUUUGUCACGACGACAGAUUUACUUGACUUUGUCACGACGACAGAUUUACUGGACUUUUUCACGACGACAGAUUUACUUGACUUUGUCACGACGACAGAUUUACUUGACUUUGUCACGACGACAGAUUUACUUGACUUUGUCACGACGACAGAUUUACUUGACUUUGUCACGACGACAGAUUUACUUGACUUUGUCACGACGACAGAUUUACUUGACUUUGUCACGACGACAGAUUUACUUGACUUUGUCACGACGACAGAUUUACUUGACUUUGUCACGACGACAGAUUUACUUGACUUUGUCACGACGACAGAUUUACUUGACUUUGUCACGACGACAGAUAUACUUGACUUUGUCACGACGACAGAUUUACUUGACUUUGUCACGACGACAGAUAUACUUGACUUUGUCACGACGACAGAUAUACGUGACUUUGUCACGACAGACUUACUAAGACUUACUUGAAUUUGUCACGACAUACUAACUUGACUUUGUCACGACAUACUUACUUGAAUUUGUCAGGUCAAACUUACUUGACUUUUUCAUGAUAGACUUUACUUGACUUUGUCAGGACAGACUUAUUUGACUUUAUCAUGACAUACUUACUUGACUUUGUCACGACCACAAACUUACUCGACUUUGUCAAGACGGACUUAUUUGGCUCUGUCACGAUACUUACUUGACUCUGUCACAACAGACUUACUUGACGUUGUCACGAUGUUAUCUGCUAGCCGGGAUUGAGAAUCGGUUAUAACUGAUAUAACCCUCCCCCCCCCCCCGAUACCACUUAUUUCCAAACGUUCUUAAAGGGCUAUACGUGCGCUCCAUGUAUGAGAACCCUUGAACACACGUUUAAUGCUACGCGCACAGAGUAAGUGGGUGGGGAAUAAAAACCCUUCUAGAACAGUCUGUUGUCACGAGAAAAGUUGCACUUGACAAAGCCAUUUGCUGGGCCCCACGUCGAGUGGUGGGGCGAGGCUGAGGACAGGUCACGGGAUAUAAAAAAAAAAAUAAAUAAAAAAAUCUUUAGUAAAAAUUUGGACUAGAAGGAAAAAAAUCAAACACACAAGGUGGACCUACUUUACACUGACCACAGAGGCUGUCUUCGCCAAGAGAGGUAGUAUUGACCAGCAGAUAGUGCAAUGGCCAACAGAAAUUUGUGCUACUAGCUUCUGGGCUCAUCUACCUGUAAGCCUUUAUUAUUGUGGACAAAACUCGAUGCGUACCAAGUACCAUGUUUGAUGCGUACCAUGUUUGAUACAAACUCGGGUAUGUGUGUAUGUGUGCAGAUAUAUUGGAAUGAUGAAAAUUAUAUGUGGUGUAUAUAUGCAGUGGACAUUAUAUAUCGUGCACAUAUAUAUUGUUGACAUUAUAUGGUGUUUAUAUAUAUAUAUAUAUAUAUAUAUAUAUAUUAUAUAUAUAUGUAUUGUGGACAUUAUAUGUUGUUUAUAUAUAUUGUAGACAUUUUAUGGUGUUUAUAUAUAUGCUUAUAUUGUGGACAUUAUAUUGCGUAAGUGGGUAUAUAUAUUGUGGAAAUUAUAUUCUGUGUAUAUACAUACUGUAGACAUUAUACGUCGUGUGUAUGUAUAUUAUGUGGACAUUACAUUUUUAUGUUUACAGUUUUGUAUUGUACAAAAAGAAUGAUGUUGUUUUUUAUUUAAAUGACUACUGUGAAUAAGGGAUUAGAUAAUCAUGAUCAAUGACUGUUUUCCUUAUAUCAAUUUCAUCUUCAGAAAGUCUCCUCAAGUGAACUCUGAUCUUGGACACACCAAAACCUCAAGCCACGGAACAUCAGAAGAACAGCAGGCUAAUGAUGUCAUCAAAACUCGUGUAUCUAUGUCACCGGAACAAGUCUAAUGACGUCAUCUAGACACGUGUAAAUGAUGUCCAUCACUAAAGGGCAGCCGUCCGUGCUCCUCCUUCUGCCGUUCUCAAACAACAAAGUCCGGACGGAUUCAAGUGAAACCGAAACGAACGAAGUCGUAACGCGGAAGUUCCCGAUUCUGGCCGUUACCCGGACAAAGAACGACGCGCGAUCAAAGAGCGCCCCUUCUUACGACGUCCUCGCCAACCAGCAUUCACUGCGUCCAAGAAAAAGAUUUCCGAAGGCUUCUUCGGAAAGAAUCUCCAUCGUUCGAACGCAAGGACACGAGAAAAAACCUUCAAAUUUGAGAGCGAAAUCUGAAUACAGGAUCAACUUAACCCCAAAGGGUAAACCGGAAACUGUGAGCAUUUACAUCAAUGAUAUCAACGAACAAACAAUUAGCAGAAACUUCGUGGAACUCGACAGUGACCCGACGCCAAGAACAUACCUACUCGGUCCUUGCCGACUGAGCCAAAAUAAAAUCAGGUCUUUUCAAAAACCGGAAUUUCAAUCAGGACAAGGACCGAAAUCAGAGUUGAACACCGGGCAAGGGCAUUCACAAAAAGCAGACGUACACCUCUUGAGAUCUAGUCCUAGUCCCGGAGAACUCGAACUGAACAAAUUCAAGUUUACACCGGAUCGCUUAGCGGGCUCUGAAGGUCCACAAAAGCCGCCAAGGCUUAAGCUAAACGUGAAUCAAUUGCCUCGCAGUAAAACUCCGAUAUCGGAGAACGAUCCGGACAAAUUAAACAUCAAGCACGUGAUCGCUUUUUUGGAAACCAGUGACCCGGAUUUUGAGAGCGACGAAUGCAAACACGAAAAUCAGGGCACGGCGCUAAUUGUGCCAGGGGCGAGCUUUCAACAGCCGAACCCUAAUAAUGUCAGUUUGGUUAAUGAAUCGAACAGUUCAGCGAAGAAUGGCCAAAGACAUGUUUUGAUUACCCCUGAUUCUGUUAAUCUAGCCAACAAUGCCACCACCAAACACGCUCUACUUCUCGGCAAACCGCACAAAGUGGCGCCUCAUAGACACCCUCAAGUCAGGCCUAAAUCAUACGCCCCUGGUAUUGUGGAAAAAAGUGAUUGCCAAGAAAACCCCGUGGAAGGCACCCUAAAAGUUAGCGAAGGAGAUUUCAAAGUCUCGACAGCGAACUCGGGCCAAUUCGAUAAACAAGAAAAGAGAUUCAAAUCUCACUCAGUGACGUCAGCAGGUCACCACCAUCACCACCCUCACAAGCAGGGCAGUGACACGCUCAACGGGACGACGGCUGACAACAGACCGUUCAGACUUCAUCGGUUCCUGACCCUGGUCCCCGGUGAUCCCUCGUGCAAACAUAAGCAGGUCAGCGACGAGCAUGACACAAUAACGUGCACAACGACAGAAGAUUCUUUCAGUAAACUAUUUCAUUCAAGCGCCGAGGCGCAUUCCUCUAUGCACCAUCUCACCAGCGAGGACCGCGCAGGUUUUAGAAGAAGUGAAUCGGACAAGAAAUUCAGUCCGACCAGACUCGAUGCGGUCCACUUCUUGUCUCGGUUCAAUGUCAGCAAGCAGCUGAGGCCACACUUACCUGAUGUAGCACAUCACGGCUCAGCGAGAGAGAGGACCAAUGUCAUAUGCUUGCCCACCGCGCAUUAUGAGCCAGACUCUGACGAGGAGGGCUUACCCCCAGUGCCCAUCAGUCGGAACAAAACAACAUUCGCGACGACACACAGUCGAGACAACACAAUGUUAUCAAUGAAUCGGGACAACACAAUGUUAUCAAUAAAUCGAGACAAGAUAAUGCUGUCGACACAAGUUAGGGAGAAUUCAAUGUUGUCUACACUAGACAUGGACCAUUCAAUGCUGUCGACACAAGACAGGAACAAGACAACGCUAUCAUCUCAAGAUAGGGUCUUAGUCCUGAGGACAACUUGCAAAGACAAUGAUGAAAUUGUCGGUCGGUCGAAGACAUCAUUAAGUAGAUCCAGUAACGGGAGAGCUGAUGCGAGUCUCCUGCGGCCGUCAUCGGAGAAAAUUCCCCCGAGCGCACCCACCCCAUUUCAACACUCACAUUUUACAGACACAUACACAACCACUCAGGAAUCGAACCCACACGCCUCAAACGGCACGUCUUCCUCCGUGACGUCUCUUCUACCAGAUCAGAGUAUGUACAACGGUAACCCGUUAGUGAAAUGCCCCGUUUCAAUUUCUACGCAGCAAGUUCUGAGCUACGUAACUACGUCAUCGUCUCAGCUGCCCAGGGCUCGCGACACGGCAUUUGUGACCCAGCACGGGUUAGACUCUCCAAAAGUGACCUCUCCAGCAGACGCGAACGACAGAGACAAAUCGACGCUUCUUUAUCGCUUUGAUCAGCCGAAGAACUUAAAAGAUUUCCCGCAGGAGCACAUAAAAUUGUCAUUGCGGAAAGAACGGGACCGGCCCAGCGGACACACCUACAUGACCGACAUGGAAGGUUUCCCGGAGUGUCAAAAUUAAAGCAUUCCUCUAGUCACUUAGACAACUGUGUUGAUUUGAAAAAAAAAGCCAAGCACGUAAAUUCCAAUUGUUAAUCGAUUGCUAAGCUCGUAAGUCUUAAAGGUUAUUGUACCGAACACUUAAUUAUGUUCGAAAAUAAAUA
This is a messenger RNA of Lymnaea stagnalis (great pond snail), 14373 nucleotides long. The record is from the annotation of a GenBank genome assembly. Lineage: Eukaryota; Metazoa; Mollusca; Gastropoda; Lymnaeidae.